AUGGCCACUCCCAUCCGAACAACAGUCCUCAUCUCCGGCAACGGCUCCAACCUCCAAGCCUUAAUUGAUCAAAUCGCCGCCGGUAACCUAAACGCAAACAUUAUCCGCGUUCUGUCAAACCGUAAAGACGCAUUUGGUCUCGAGCGUGCUCGCAAAGCCAAUAUCCCGACUCAAUAUCACAAUCUUGUCAAGUACAAGAAGCAGCAACCUGCUACGCCCGAGGGUGUCCAGGCCGCACGCGAAAAGUAUGAUGCUGAACUGGCGCGUCUGAUUCUCGCUGACCAGCCGGAGUUGGUUGUUUGUCUGGGUUUCAUGCACAUCCUCUCACCGCAGUUCCUGGAGCCCCUUGAGCUGGCUAAGGUGCGCAUCAUCAACUUGCAUCCUGCGCUGCCUGGAGCGUUCAAUGGUGUGAAUGCAAUUGAGCGUGCUCAUGCUGCGUGGAUGGAAGGCAAGAUCGAUAAGACGGGCGUUAUGAUCCACGACGUCAUCUCGGAGGUGGAUAUGGGCACCCCCAUUCUGGUCCGGGAGAUUCCUUUCCGAAAGGGCGAGGACGAGAAUAUCGAGGUCUUUGAGAAGCGGGUUCACGAGAUAGAAUGGGGUACCGUCAUCGAGGGUGUGAGCUUGGUGCUAAACGAGCUGGCUCAGAAAUCUACUUAA
Penicillium malachiteum is the source of this 657-nucleotide messenger RNA. RefSeq names its product phosphoribosylglycinamide formyltransferase. The record is from RefSeq and is a predicted model, not a curated record. Bases 1 to 657 code for a protein of 218 amino acids. Lineage: Eukaryota; Fungi; Ascomycota; Eurotiomycetes; Eurotiales; Aspergillaceae. Gene Ontology annotation, biological process: 'de novo' IMP biosynthetic process. Gene Ontology annotation, cellular component: cytoplasm. Gene Ontology annotation, molecular function: phosphoribosylglycinamide formyltransferase activity. The transcript has 2 exons.